This is a messenger RNA of Strongylus vulgaris, 345 nucleotides long. The record is from the annotation of a GenBank genome assembly. NCBI's taxonomy places the organism in Eukaryota, Metazoa, Nematoda, Chromadorea, Rhabditida, Strongylidae.
UUGCAGCAUGUUUCAGAAGAUAAAAGGAAAGAGGCAUUUGCCGCAUUCUGGAAGAGCGGUGUCCCUCGUUUUGGCGAUGAAGGAGCCAAAGGAUGGCGCAGUUUCUACGAGAAUUGCAACGAUUCGUUAGAAGUUGAAAAGCUUGAAAUCGUUGCACGAGCUUUGCAGGAGCAGAAGACCCAGGAAUUAGAGCAGAGGAUCGCAACAUCCGAGGACAACUUGAUAGUAAGCUGGGUGGAGAUGGAACGCGAGUUGGAAAAUAUUGAAUGCCGUCCUAGAAGGGCCUUAUCUAGUUCACAUGCCACUGUAAGUUCUGGUGUGACUUUUCACGCUGUCCACUAUUAA